Messenger RNA from Prunus armeniaca (apricot), 294 nucleotides. NCBI's taxonomy places the organism in Eukaryota, Viridiplantae, Streptophyta, Magnoliopsida, Rosales, Rosaceae. The record is from the annotation of a GenBank genome assembly.
AUGUCAGGCUUCGAGCAUUUUUACAUGCCUAUUGAUGCACAUUGUUUUUUAUCUUCAAAUAAAUUGUUGGAUAUACACAAAGCUGCUCUUCCACAAGGAUUGAGUAACAUGUACUUUGGAGCAUGGUUGGGGAUUUCAACGGAGAUUACUGUAAAAUGCCAAGCUCCUAUUGUUUAUCCAAACUUGCCAACAAUCGAGUACUGGCUCUACUUUUCUUCCAUCUCGCUACUAGUGGCCACACUUGGCAUAUGUGAUGUUAUUAAUUGUAUUAUAGCGAUGUCGAUAGUAAUGUAA